Messenger RNA from Caenorhabditis remanei, 1476 nucleotides. RefSeq lists its product as uncharacterized. The transcript is spliced from 14 exons. The coding region runs from base 1 to 1476 and encodes 491 amino acids. The record is from RefSeq and is a predicted model, not a curated record. Gene Ontology annotation, biological process: transmembrane transport. Gene Ontology annotation, cellular component: membrane. NCBI's taxonomy places the organism in Eukaryota, Metazoa, Nematoda, Chromadorea, Rhabditida, Rhabditidae. Gene Ontology annotation, molecular function: transmembrane transporter activity.
AUGGGAUCGGUGAUCAACAAAGAAGCUGUCGCCGCUGAUAAAGAGCCGGCAACAAAUGGAGGUGUUGCAGAUAACAGUGUUGUGUAUAAAGUAUAUCCAGCUCGUUGGCUUGUCCUUGCAGUGUGCUGCUUUCUUGCCCUAUCGAAUGCCAUGCAAUGGAUAAGCUUCAGUUCAUUAUCCGAAGAAGUUCAAAUGUAUUAUCGAGGAAAGCCGGCGAACCAAAGUAUGGAAGUUUCCCUUGUUACAAAUCAGAUUUUCCAGUUUGUCGCUGUAUUCACAGGUUUUGGAGGAAUGUACAUAACAGAUAAUAAGGGUAUCAAAACAGCUGGACUUCUCGGAACAAGUCUCAAUGUAAUCGGUGCUACUAUUCGAAUGAUUGCAUCACUUCCAUUCAUAGAAUCUCACUUUAUUCGUGAAACUCUCCUCCAUACUGGAUCAUUCAUUGCUGCUUCCGCUCAAGCAUUCUUUUUAGUUCUUCCGUCGAAAAUUGCAGAGUGUUGGUUUCCGGGAGAUCAGAGAGCCAUCGCCAAUGUUCUUUCUUUCGUUGCAAACCCAGCUGGUGUUGCACUCGGAACAAUCGUCCCUUCCGUCCUUUUCAAAAACUACACACAUGGAAAUCCAAACAGUUGGAUGUUCUUCUCAUUUACACUCGGAAUGGAAUUCCUUGCCUUCUUCCCAUUUAUUCUUGCUCUUUUCGUUCGUUCGAAACUGCCACCGACACCUCCAUCUGCUUCGUCUGCAGCUCAUCAAAACAAUAUUGGUUUUGUAAAAUCAAUUCUUCAGUGUAUUUUAAAUGUGCAAUUCUUCAUUCAAAUGACACUUUUCGCGUUUGCAUUUUCACUUCUCUGGAGUUUAAUGAUAUUCCUCGACGGACCACUCAAAGAUCAGGGUUAUAAUAUGGCUGGAUAUCCUACUGCCGUGUGUGCCGUCGUAGGGACGAUGACUUCAUUGCUCGCAGGGCAUAUUGCUGACAAAACACGCAGGUUCAAGGAAAUCAUCAGAGUUUGUACUGUUGGAUUCUCAUGUUCAGUGAUAACAUUGAGAAUGUUCCUGGAUCGACCGGCAGACAAGUCUUUGGAUUCGUGGGAUCCUAUCAUAGUUUACAUUCUCUGUGGUUGUCUUGGUGCAUUCUCGAUACCACAGUUUCCAAUCGGUGUUGAGCUUGGAGUUGAAACAACAUUCCCUGUAAUGGAGGCCACUUCUUCUGGAGUUCUUGUCAUAUUUGGAUCACUGUUCAUGUUCAUUAUUCCAUUCGUGCAAACAUAUACGGAAGGUUUGAAACUUUUCUAUCAGCAGUCUUGGAAAUUCGCUCUCGAUGUGACCUGCGCUUUGUCACUUGUAUCUGUCACUUUGUCGUUGUUCUUCCUCAAGCCAAGGUAUCGACGAUUGGAAUUGGAAAAUGCAAAGUUGGCUCUGGGGAGAGAAGAACCAGACACAGCUCGAACAGUAGUUGCUUCCGACAUUGAGAUGCGCUAA